Molecule: messenger RNA, 609 nt
Organism: Penicillium subrubescens
Lineage: Eukaryota; Fungi; Ascomycota; Eurotiomycetes; Eurotiales; Aspergillaceae
Product: LysM peptidoglycan-binding domain-containing protein
Exons: 1
Coding region: 1-609 (202 amino acids)
Source: RefSeq, a predicted model, not a curated record
AUGUCGGAGGUGGCCUGGAAAAAGUCGAUGCUGCCACUACCAUCAUUGAUGCGCUUCUUGACUAUUGUCAGUAGAGGCGCAUUCGAUCAGAUGGCCAUUCAGUACUGCGGUACAACAUCCAACUAUCCCGUUGGUGUCGCGAUUAGUACAGCCGAUGAUUUGCCCGCUGUCCAAGGUCUAGUCAAGACAUGGAGUCUGAGUGGUUGUAUAACAGGCUUUUAUUCCUCUGAGAAGAUUUCAUCGUCUUUGGAAUUUUUCAUUCACACCGACGGCUCCGCAUUCCUCGACAGACGGUCUCUGCGCCGUCGAAGUGACUGUACAACCGUGCAAGUUGUUUCUGGAGACACAUGUACUACCUUGGUCAGCGAGUGCGGAAUCACCGCCACUGAAUUCUACGACUACAAUACCGCUAGCGACCUCUGUUCUACAUUGGCAGUUGGACAAUACGUUUGUUGUUCAGCUGGAAAUCUGCCUGAUUACAGCCCCCAGCCGUAUAGCAAUGGAACUUGCUACACUUACCUUGUCCAGUCGGGGGACUCGUGUUCUGCGCUUGCCGCCGCCUAUAGCAUCACUAUCGAUGAAAUCGACUCCUUCAACAAUCAUACAUAG